AACCUCCGCCCCUCUCCUCGCUGGUUGGGUAAGGCGCGCCUGGACGAUCAGAACGCAUCUGGCCACCUUGCUGGAAGCUAAGCACUGCCUUCCCCAUACACACCCGCUGCUGCUGCAGCUUCAACUGACAGCUGCUGACCUGCGAUAACAACACGUGUGCCCGGGCGCUGCUGGAGAGCUAAUAGCUCACUGCUAUGCAGUAAUGACUACCAGGCAUCAGGCAGACACUGAUUGUGACCACUGAUUAUCUAUUGCCGUUUUCUGAAGAAGAUGAUCCACAGCCUCUUCCUUAUCAAUUGUUCGGGUGACAUUUUCUUAGAGAAGCACUGGAAAAGCGUUGUCAGCCGCUCGGUCUGUGACUAUUUCUUUGAGGCUCAGGAGAAAGCGGCAGAUGUUGAAAAUGUGCCUCCUGUCAUUUCCACUCCUCAUCAUUACCUUAUCAGCAUCUAUAGGGAGAAGAUGUUCUUUGUGGCAGUUGUUCAGAGUGAGGUGACACCACUUUUUGUAAUAGAAUUCCUGCACCGAGUUGCGGACACCUUUCAGGAUUACUUUGGAGAGAGCUCAGAGACCUGUUUGAAGGAUAACGUGGUGGUAGUCUAUGAGCUGCUGGAAGAGAUGUUGGAUAAUGGAUUUCCUCUGGCAACAGAGUCCAAUAUCCUGAAGGAAUUGAUCAAGCCCCCAACAAUACUGCGAUCUGUAGUGAACUCCCUGACAGGGAGCAGCAACAUGGGGGAAACACUGCCCACUGGGCAACUUUCCAACAUCCCCUGGAGAAGGGCAGGAGUCAAGUACAACAACAACGAAGCCUAUUUUGACUUAAUUGAGGAAGUGGAUGCAAUCAUAGACAAAUCAGGUUCUACUGUGUUCGCAGAGAUCCAAGGAGUUGUGGACGCCAGUGUUAAGCUGUCUGGUAUGCCCGACCUCACUCUGUCUUUCAUGAACCCGCGACUUCUGGAUGAUGUCAGCUUCCACCCUUGUGUGCGUUACAAGCGCUGGGAAUCUGAAAGAGUUCUCUCCUUCAUUCCCCCUGACGGCAACUUCCGGCUGAUGUCUUACCGUGUUAGCUCACAAAACCUGGUUGCCAUUCCAUUGUACUUAAAGCACAAUAUCACUUUCCAAGAGAACAGCUCCAGUGGGCGGUUUGACGUGACUGUGGGUCCCAAGCAGAACAUGGGGAAGACAGUGGAAGGCAUAGUGCUAACUGUAAACAUGCCUAAAGUUGUCCUGAACAUGAACCUCACCCCAACACAAGGAACGUACACGUUUGAUCCUGUUAACAAAGUGCUUAACUGGGACAUUGGAAAGAUUAAUAUACAGAAGCUACCUAAUUUAAAAGGAAUGGUCUCUCUGCAGUCUGGUGCCCCAAAGCCAGAAGAGAACCCCAGUUUAAACAUUAACUUCAAGAUCCAGCAGUUUGCAAUCUCGGGACUAAAGGUGAAUCGCCUGGACAUGUACGGAGAGAAAUACAAGCCUUUUAAAGGAGUGAAAUAUCUGACCAAAGCAGGAAAGUUCCAGGUGCGCACAUAACGCCUGCUGUUUCUGCACCGCACACUGGAGGAGCACAACAGGCGUAGCCUAAUACUGACAAUGUUCUGGAGCUUUGGAAUAAAAGUCACAAGCUCUGCCCAGGAAAGCAAAAGCUUCUACCUACUGCUUAGGAGCUCCAGAAAAUGGCAGCAGUGGAAAAAGGGAACAUGCUGGAUCAUUCCAGAAAGGGAAACCAAAUACCUUUUCAUUAUAUGGGUGAAUUGUGCUUUCCUCACAUAAUGAAGAAGUAAUACCGCCCUGAAGGGUAGCAGGAUUAUUCUAGACCAAUCAAUUUAUUCCAAGUCCUUUUAUGCUGCUGUUUUAUAGGAAUAAAGAAAAUACCAUUGUUCUGUCUGCCAACUUUAAGACUGCAAUGAAGUUACCAAACAUUUUCAAAUGGGACAAAAAAAACAAAAGCACUGUUUAUAUAUUAUGCAUAUCUCCAGUGUAAAAGUAAAUUGUAGCAAUCACCUGAAACACUAGUAUAUAAAAUGUUACAAUACAUACCCCAUUGUAAUAGAAAAGUGACUUCUAUUGAUCUUUGGUAUGAAAUAUCUGUUAUUCCUGCCUUUAUCUACAUAAAUGCCUUAAUCCUUUCACUGACUGUGGAUCUGCAGGAGGACAGAACCCCGUCAGUGAAAAUGUUUCACCAGUGCCAUCAGCAAAAUAGCUGAUACCAGAAUUUUUUUUUUCUUUGUUUUAAACAAUGUGUGUUAAUAUAAUUGGUGUAAUAAUGUAUUUAAAUGAGGCUUCAUGUAGCACAGCUUCAUGUGUGGGUGAAGAGCCAGUGACUUCUUGUAAUACUGUUUGGAUAUAAAAUACAUGUUUCUAUAUAUAUAAAAAAUUAAAAAAAACA
This is a messenger RNA of Pseudophryne corroboree (corroboree frog), 2383 nucleotides long. RefSeq names its product adaptor related protein complex 3 subunit mu 1 (gene AP3M1). The coding region runs from base 271 to 1527 and encodes 418 amino acids. The record is from RefSeq and is a predicted model, not a curated record. Lineage: Eukaryota; Metazoa; Chordata; Amphibia; Anura; Myobatrachidae. The transcript has 10 exons. Gene Ontology annotation, biological process: intracellular protein transport; endocytosis. Gene Ontology annotation, cellular component: cytoplasmic vesicle; clathrin adaptor complex.